Eurytemora carolleeae is the source of this 6423-nucleotide messenger RNA. RefSeq lists its product as uncharacterized. Gene Ontology annotation, molecular function: cytoskeletal protein binding; guanyl-nucleotide exchange factor activity. Gene Ontology annotation, cellular component: cytoskeleton. The transcript has 15 exons. The record is from RefSeq and is a predicted model, not a curated record. Lineage: Eukaryota; Metazoa; Arthropoda; Copepoda; Calanoida; Temoridae. The coding region runs from base 361 to 5796 and encodes 1811 amino acids.
UAAACAAAACAUGGCUUAACCAAUCAUAGCACAGAGAUUUUCACGUGACCAUGUGAAAGCCAAUGGAAACUUGGGAGUUGAGCAGUUUUACUUCAUACUAGGAGUGAGACACAUCGAGUGAGGUGAAACAAGUAAAAGUUAGUUAUAGAAAAUACCGGUUUCACAGUUAUAAGGUGUGUUGAGCUACUGAGGGGAACUCAUAACUCAGGGUCGGGGGGAAUACUGGAUACAGUGAGUACCGUGAAAAUUGUACUAGUACACAAUAGUUCAACCUACCCUGUAGUGUACAGCACUAGUAGGAGAACAGGAUCUAGAGGAGGAAGAAUAAAACUAGUGAUGAAUUGAUAAAUUCUGGAAUAUAUGACAAGAGAAGGGAGCGUAGCCAGGGGAUCCAAUAUGGGUACUCUUGGCAGGGACACACAGGCUGACAGGGGGUCCAAUAUGGGCACCAUGGUCAGGGGCACCCAAGGUGACAGGAUUUCUGUCAGGGACGGAGCUCGGAGUAAAACCCCUCCUGGGACUCCCAGGAGAGGGAGUAAACUUCUCUCGGUUCGGGUUCAGCUCCUGGAUGAUUCUGUAACUGUAUUCCAAGUUCAGAGUAAAGCUGCUGGUCGAAUGUUGUUUGAGCAGGUGUGCAAGCAACUAAACCUCCUGGAAACUGAUUACUUCGGUCUAGAAUAUACUGAUGCGCAUGGUAUUACGUUUUGGUUGGAUAGAGACAAAUCAAUGAGUCAACAAGUUAAUCUUCCUUCAGUGGAUCCUCUACUCAGGUUUGUGGUAAAAUUUUACAUGCCUGAUCCUAGCCAACUAGAAGAAGAAUAUACUAGAUACCUUGCUGCUUUACAGAUUAAACGUGACCUGGCGACCGGUCAUCUUCAUUGUAACGACAACACAGCUGCACUAAUGGCAUCAUACAUCGUUCAAGCUGAGUGUGGAGACUAUGCAGGCGAGGAUUAUCCGGACCAUACUUACCUUUCUACAUACAACUUCGUGCCUGGCCAGGAUAAAGAACUUCAGAGGAAAAUAAUGGAGAACCAUAAAAAACACACAGGACAGUCGCCUGGUGAGGCUGACCUCAACCUCCUUGAGACUGCUAGGCGCUGCGAACUCUAUGGGAUAAAAAUGCAUCUUGCCAAGGACCACGAAUCAGUUGCUUUAAACCUGUCUGUAGCGCAUAUGGGUGUUCUUGUGUUCCAGAACUACACCAAGAUUAACACCUUCUCUUGGGCCAAGAUUAGAAAACUCAGCUUCAAGAGGAAAAAAUUCCUGAUUAAACUUCAUCCGGAGGGUUAUCCUGAGGGAUACUACAAGGAUAUUGUGGAAUUCUAUUUCGAGGAGAGAAACCAGUGCAAGAACUUCUGGAAAAAAUGUGUUGAGCAUCAUGGAUUCUUCAGGUGUUCAGAGACUCCUGUUAGAAACAGAGAAAAACCUAAAAUAAUUAGCAGAGGUUCAUCAUUCAGGUAUAGCGGGAGAACACAGAAACAAAUGCAGGAGCAUGUCAGAGAAAACUUUGUUAAGCGGCAGUCAUUCCAAAGACAUGUUGGUUCUCUGCACGGAAGUAUGGGUAAUGUCGGGAUGAGUGUUUCCGCCCAACCCCUUCUACCCCUCGGAGACAACCAUGUUGUUGGUACAUCGGCUUCUGUUUCCUGUGGUUCUAUGAAUCUAUUUCCUGACGACCAUAGGUCUGUAUACUCAAUGGGGCGGACGGUAUCCAGGCUCAGAGAUUUUGAUGAUUUCUCAAUGGAUUCUCCAUAUUCGGGUCGGAGACCGUCUAGUCACACAGCCUUUGUCCCCCAGCCUUGUUCUCCUGGUUCAAUGGAUUCUAGUCCUCGUAGAUUGGUUUAUGGUGUACAACAUUUACCUAAUUUUCAUCAUGAUCAUCUACAUCACCAGGAGCAGGAUCAACUAGGGAUAAAUACUCUUCAACCAAACUCUCAGAGAAGAGAGCGUGCUCGGGAAGCGCUCCUGAGACGAAACCUUUGUGAUUUUAAUGUGUCCCUAGAGAGCGGAGCAACAAAUUCAGUUUCCUCUAGGACCGGAACCACAGAGCUUAGGACGGAUCCUACUGUUGUCCCCAAUUUCUCUGGUAGAAUGGAUCAUCAGGGAAAAAAUCAAUCUCAGUCUAAUACUUCUCUUCACUCCAACCAAUCUGCAAAAUCUGAGGACCCGGAUUCAAUUGAUCAUCUCUCCUCUGAGGACAACCUUAGUCAUGAGUCCUACGACCUCCUGGAUAAAGAAGAGGAGGCCCAGAUUAACUCAUUCUCCGAGAAUAUGAAAACUGUUCUCUCCAGAUCUGAACUUUCAUUCGAUAAUUCAGUUUCAUACUCUCAACCCCUGUCCAUGCCUCCAACUCCGAAUAGAGUUGAAAACCUGGACGGAAACUUUGUUUUAGAUAAUGAUCCAGGUCAGUCAACACGGGAUGAUGUUAACAGCAAUGUUAAGAACAAGAUUAAUAACCACUCCAGCACCCACUCUAGCAGGUUGUCAAUAAACAGCUCAGGGAUGUCGACAAGUCCUGUUCCAGAUUCAGUUAAUCUCCAGAAACCUGUAUCUACGCUGAGUAGAAGAAGAUCAUCGGGUUCAGGUUCUCAGAAGUCCAAGAGCUCCAAGGGGAGUAAGAGUGGGAGUGGAUCUAGGAUUAGUCUAAAAGAUGAGCAACAAGAAAACCAAAACUGUUUUCAGGGUCAUGAAGUUCAUCAGGAAGAUAAUAUUUCCUCGACCUCAAAUAUUCAAUAUUUUCCAAAAAAUAAAUCUAAACAAGAACUUAACAGGAAUGGAGGCAAAGUUAGAGACGAUUCUAGAGAUAGCGGAAUGCACGAAAGUUUGAUCUUCCAGAGCCCUACAAACUUAAAAUACUUUUCUUCUCACAUCAGCCCUCAACCCUACAGUUCUAGAACUCUACCAGGGAAGAAGAGAAGAGAAAAAUCUCCAAUAACCUUUACACGAGGAAAACUGAGUGUUGAUUGUUCCUCUAAUUCCUCCAGUAGCCACGCUUCCCCCCGGAUAUCUCGACCGAAAUCCCUGGAUUUCUCUGUCAUUGCACUGACAGAUCUUCCAAGAAAGAAUGCAUAUUCCUACAGGGAUGAUACUAUAGAUCAACACGAUUUCGAGGAUAGUUCUUCAGCUCUCAGUGCUCAAAAUGAAUUGAAUUAUGCAUCAAGUUCUGAUGUUCCUCCGACUCCAGAAAACCCGGAGCUUCCAAUGAUCAGUGCAACCCGGAGCUUUAACUCGUCUCUGAAAACGAACCAACCUUGUAACUAUAAACAAGUAGAAGAACGGAUUUAUGAUAUUCCGGAAGGAAUAGAGAGAGAACUUCGCUCUCAUUCUCCGAUAUCUGAGACAUAUUCAAAGAAACCUUUUCCUCCCAAAUAUUAUAUGGAUCAGACUAAGUUUAAAACCUACCUGGAGAUAUCAGGAAAGUUUUCCUCUGAGGAUUCUGAAUCAGUUUCCAACCGUCUGAGCUUUAAAGUUUUACCUCCUCCCAGGGUGAUCAAUAAAGUUUCAUCAACUGAGAGUGAAUCAGCUCCUUCUAACCAUUCUGUACCUGCAGCAGUUCAUUUUGAUUCGGACACCCUGUCUCUCCCUCUGGAUUUGUUGAGCCCCCCAAUGGAAUCUGAGAGCUCUGGAGCACUGGUUGAAUCUGAAAGUUUGCCCGCACCUCCACAGUUUGGAAGUAACAAGGACGAUACGGAUAUUGAAGAUGACGUAACUCCUAAAGGAGAGGAUUUAACCCCGGACUCUCUCGAUUUAUGCAAUGAUACAAAUACUAUAAAGAAGAACAAACAUAGUUCUCUCUCUCAAGCAAAUGUAAGACAGGAAUCAACAUAUGAAACGAGAGCUGAAGCUGUCCUGGAGUCACAGCUCACUACUGAAUCCUUUCAGGGUGAUUUAGAACCGCAACCAGACAUUUUGGAUUCAGUUACAGAAAUAGAUUCACGACCAAAUCUGGGGAAAAGACGAGAAAGUGCUUUACUUCGUGCUCUUGACACAUUUGAUUCAUUCAACCUGGAGCAUGAGUUUCCGGUAACCCGGAGACAGGAAUCAACCUACGAGGAUAGAGCCGAGGCUAUGCUGGAGAAACAAACUACAAUAGAUUCGUUUACUUCACAGAACUCAAUUGAUGAUAAUGUAUUCCUGGAUUAUCCAGGGCCUCCUGAUCCUCAGGAAGUAUGUCCUGUUAAUACUAGGGAAACUCUUCUAGAAUCUCAGAGUACUUUUGAGUCUUUCACAACAGAGUGUGAGGUUCUUAUCACAAAGAAAGAGGAAUCAACCUACGAAGAACGUGCGGAAGCUCUUCUUGAGUCACAAAAUACAAUUGAAUCUUUCACUACUGAAGUGCCAAAUGAUGAAAACGUUUUUAGAGAGGAAUAUGAUUUUAAUGAAUCUUUUGAUUCGUCGGGAAGACUGUUACAACACUUUCAAUCUUCAGAUGCCAAAGAAGUCUUAAUAGCAGACAUGUAUGUAAAAAAAGUUGGUAGCAAUGAAUCUGUUUCUACAAAUGGUGAAUCAGAAUUUGAUACGGUUCCUUUCCAGGAGGAUGGAGUUAAUGUAGACUUAAACGAGUGUACUUGCAAUGACAGCUACUGUUUUCGAAAUGUUGUUCCUCCUCCUUUACAGAAUCCUGUGUUUAUACCCUCAUCACGCAGCAGCAGCGGAAGUAGUUUUGAUUGUCCGCUCAACCUGGAACUAAGCACUGACGCUGAUACUCCUGUCAGAGAUCUGUCCAACAGCUGUCUAGAUUUUCCUACCGGUCCAUACGAUAUCGUGGAUCCACAGCAUUCCUAUCCGGAGGAAGAUUUCGGUUCUUAUAUUCUCCAGAAACCUGUUGGAUUCAGAGACGGAUUCCUAGGUCCGUUUCACCAGAGAACUCUAUCACGGAUUAGUGAAAAGAGUUCUAAUGAGUCAGGAUCCCCACAAUCAGAUGGCCCGCCUCCACCUUACGCAGAUAAUACUUCAGUUAGUGAUCAUGAGGAACAAAACUAUACAACAAGUGAAGAUAAUGAAAAUGCUCCAAGUAUUAGCUCUGACUUACCGGAGAACAUGGGUCCACACCUGGAGCUACAGCCGAACCCGUCUUUUGAUGAUGUUCAGGUUGAAUACAAUAUGUCUCCUCCCAGCUCUAACAUUGAAUCUCCCAAGAUAACUGAAUUUACACAGAUAGAUCAGGAUACUUUAGAGGAGGACCUAGAUGAUACAAAUGCAGAAGAGAUCAAGACUGAAGAACGCAAUUCUCCUAUAGAGAUUCAUCCUGAGAUGUCUAACUCUAUAUCCAGUGAAAACAAUAAUACAAACAGGGACUUGGAUGGUUCUCUCCAUGACUCUAUGGAGAUCCUUGAGGAUGUAAACACUAUUGACUAUUUUGACAAUGAAGAAAAACAAUCCUAUGAUGAAAAUGUUCCAGAUGUUAGCAUACCAGAAAACGUUAAAGAAAACGAUGGCGAACUAUCUGGAUUAUUUCAGAUCAAACCAGAUGAUUUUGAAUCCGGAACCUAUAACACCGGACAAGAAGACAUGCAUUCUGGAAGCAGCAAGACUAGACCAGAGGAUUGUGUAACAGAUAGUUAUCACACCAGAGCAGAGGAACCAGAAACUGAAAGUUACCAGACAAGACCAGAUGAUGAUGAAUCUGGAAGCCUCCCAAUAAGACUAGAAGAUAUUGUUUCUGAAAGUUGUUUACCUAAACCAGAAAAUGUUGAAUCAAGAUUAGAGGGAAACUAUCAGACCAGACCUCGUGAUAUAUCUGAUCAUUCUGGUAGAUAUGUAGUCAAGGAAGGUUCAGAAGAACUGAUGUUCUAAUCAAGUAUUAGAUUCACAGUGGGACACAUUUUUAUAAAGUAUUAAUCUUCCCUAGACCUUUUUGCUCAAAUCGUUCAUUUCAACAAAUUAAAAUUAAUUAAAUUCUGCAUGUCUAGGUUAUCAAUGGACAAGUUGUCAAAUUAUUAAUUUUCAAAUUGUCAAAUAUUAAUUGGCAAGGUGUGAAGUUAGUAAAUGACAAGUUGUAGAAUUAAUUAUUGGCAAGUUGUCAAAUAAAGUUGUCAAAUUAUCAUUGACAAGUUGACAAUUUGUUUGUUUUGAUAUCAAAUUAUUAAAUGGCAAGUAUUAAAGAAGUUGUCAAAUUAUUAAUUUACAGGAUGUCAAGUUAUUGAUUUAAAAAUUGUCAAGUUGUCAAAUUGUCAAGUUGUCAGCCCUGAUCUUUAUCUUUUUACAAAGAAGAACUAUCUAGUCAGUAUUAUACUAUUCUCAUUUCUCAUCAAUGUAAAUGUAUUCCCCCUAAUGUACUUUAUAUCGUACCCUGCAAUCAGUUUCAAGAAAUAUUUUACAUUCUUUGAGAAAACCUUGUUAUGUUUAUAAACCUGCGAAUUCUAUUUUCUGCUUGUAAUCAGUCGUAUUUUAUACAAUAUAAAAUAUAUGUUAUUCAUUCGU